GCACGUGACAUAUACCCUCGCUUUUCUUUAUGUCCGGUUUUGCUUUCUUUUUUUUUUUUACCCCGGCGGUGGAGAAAAGGCAUCGAGUCAUAAGUCACCUGAAAAUUUCCGUAGUGAAAUGCUGCUUUUGUCUGCUUUCUUCUUUCUUUCUUCUCGUCAAUCCAUUGGAAACAAACUAAACAAUGCCACAUCUCUUCUCUAACAUCGAACAAUUGCCACCAGAUGCUCUGUUUGGUCUGAAGGCCCGUUACGUUGCCGAUGACAGAGCCACCAAGGUUGAUUUGGGAAUCGGUGCUUACCGUGAUGAGAACGGUAAGCCAUGGGUGCUUCCAUCUGUCAAGCGUGCUGAGAAGUUGCUCCAGGAGGACCCUUCCUAUAACCAUGAGUAUCUGCCAAUCCAAGGUUUCGCACCUUUUGUCACAGCUGCUGCCCAGGUUAUCCUAGGUGAAGACUCACCUGCAAUUGCAGAGAAGCGUCUGGUUUCUGUCCAGUCCCUGUCAGGUACCGGUGCACUUCACGUUGCUGCCAAGUUCAUCAAGAAGUUCUAUUCAAAGUCUGAAACUGUCUACCUCUCCAAGCCAACAUGGGCCAACCACUUCCAAGUUUUCGAGACAAUUGGUCUCAAGACUGCUACCUAUGCCUACUGGAAGGAUGAGACAAAGUCUUUGGACCUGGAAGGGUACCUGAGAGACAUUGAAUCCGCACCAGAAGGCUCAGUGUUCUUGCUUCAUGCUUGUGCCCAUAACCCAACAGGGCUGGACCCAACCCCUGAGGAGUGGACGCAAAUCUUGAAUGCCAUCAAGAAGAAGAACCACCUUCCUAUAUUCGACUCUGCAUACCAAGGUUUCGCCUCUGGUUCCUUGGAGAAGGAUGCCUGGGCCCUCCGUGAAGGUGUCAAGAUUCUCAAGGAGACCCCAAUCAUCGUGUGCCAAUCGUUUGCUAAGAACGUUGGUAUGUACGGUGAAAGAGUUGGUGCCUUCCACUUGGUGCUGCCAACUGAUGAGAACAAGGCGGCCAUAUUGUCUCAACUCCAAGUGUUUACAAGAUCCGAGCUGUCCAACCCACCAGCCUACGGUGCUAAGGUUGUUGCCAAAGUAUUGACCACACCAGAGUUGAGAAAGCAAUGGCAAGAUGACCUCAUCACCAUGUCUCAGAGAAUCCACAAGCAAAGAUUGGCUCUAAGAGACCGCCUCGUGAAGCUACAAACUCCAGGCAACUGGGACCACAUCGUCAACCAGCAAGGUAUGUUCUCCUUCACAGGGCUCUCAAAGGAACAAGUUGCAAGAUUGGAAUCCAAGCAUGCCGUGUACAUGACCGCCAAUGGUCGUGCUUCAGUUGCCGGCUUGAACGAGCACAACGUCGAAUACGUUGCAAAUGCUAUCGAUGAGGUUGUCCGUAGUGCUUCAAAGUUGUGAUUUUGGAGGGGGCCGUAUAUAAACGUAUAUAUUGUACCAUCUAUAAAGACUCAUGUUUUGUUUCU
This is a messenger RNA of Williopsis jadinii, 1480 nucleotides long. RefSeq names its product aspartate transaminase AAT2 (gene AAT2). NCBI's taxonomy places the organism in Eukaryota, Fungi, Ascomycota, Saccharomycetes, Phaffomycetales, Wickerhamomycetaceae. Gene Ontology annotation, molecular function: L-aspartate:2-oxoglutarate transaminase activity; pyridoxal phosphate binding. The record is from RefSeq and is a predicted model, not a curated record. The coding region runs from base 183 to 1415 and encodes 410 amino acids. Gene Ontology annotation, cellular component: cytosol. Gene Ontology annotation, biological process: L-aspartate biosynthetic process. The transcript has a single exon.